GAGAAUACAAGUUCACAAGCCCCAUAUCUGAAAAACACCAGAGAGAGGGAGACACGCAGAAAGACAGAUAAAGAGAAGGUGAGACAUUCAGCCGUGAGCACUGUCAAACUCAAGAUAACUACCACAAACUUUACCAAAGUUUCAGUGAGUGGACAUCAGCCAAAUAAACAAGACAACCAACUACAAAACAACCUGCUGCAGACGGCCUGGCAGGCUUAUGCAGGCACCUUAACUGUUGGACAAUAUACUCAGACUGCAGUCAUGGACAAUUUCACUGAUGUCCCUACACUUGGGCCAGUAGACACAACUAGCAAGAUUCAUAAAAGGACAUCAAACAAUGAUACCUACAUGGCUCGUGAAAUGUUUGAAUCUGUGGAUGGCAUUUUGUUGGGAGUCUCAGUAGUAGCCGUUGUUGUGGUGUUACUGCUAUUGUUGGUGGUGGUUCUGCGGUAUAUAGCUCAUCAGAAGGGCACCUACAACACCCAUGAAGAGGCUUUAGCACUCAAGAGUGACCCAGAGGUACAGGAGGUCCAGAACGUGCCAGAGGAAUCAGAAGAAGAGGAGCAGUAGUAUCUUCUGUUGAGAUGCGCUGGGGGACGUUUCCUGUCCAAAGUGUAUAACUGCAAAAAAAGGAUCCACUGUGGUUCUUCCUCUUCGCUUUUAAAUCACAUAUGUCAUUUCCAACAGAUGUCCUUUUCUGACUUUAAACCCAAUCACUCCAAAACUGAAAGAGAUUCCAGUGCAGAGAUGCACACUUCCAACAUAUUUUACUUUCCUGCCUCAUAGAAUACUCAAAUGUGAACAAAGUGAAAUGUUUUUUUUAAAGGGAUAGUUCAACCAAAAAUUUAAAAUCUUCAUCAUUUAGUCAUUUACUUGUCCUCCUUGUAUUUUUCAUACAAUAAAAAUGAAUGGUGACUGAGGCUAACAUUCUGCUUAACAUCUCCUUUUGGGUUUGGAACAACAUUAGGGUGAGUAAAUGAUAAUGGAAUUUUCAGUUUUGGGUGAAUUAUCCAUUUAAUAUACUGUAACUUUCACCUUGGUCAAAUAUUAAAUUGUUGUUGUUGAUUUUUUUAGUUUUUUGCCCUUUUUUAAAAACAAUAAAAAAUAUGUGUUUCGGAAUGUGAUGUAUUUUUAUACCUUGUAACCUUUUUACCAAAUUGUACAUGGUUUGUUUACAGCUAAAGUCUAUUAGAUAUUUUCAAGUGCAAGUUUGUGCUCUGCAAUAAUGUAAAUUAGCACGUAUAAUAUUAUAUAUUAUAUGCAGUAUAUAUUUUCUUUUCAGCUUUAACUUUGAAAAGUGACACAUGGUAAAUAAUCUGUCAAAAAAAAAGUUUUGCAUGCUUUUACUGACAAUCGCUUGAAACAGACAUAAAUAGAAUUACAUUAUAACACGAUGGAAUGUUUAUAUAUACAUAUAGUCUUGAACUACUGUGGAAAUGUAAUUAAAAGUUUGCUUGACAAUUUUUCUGUAAUAGGGGAAGCUCUUUAACUAUUUGACAUUCUUGAAAAAUCACAUCUCCACCAUGUGAGUCAAACUUAUGUCUUGUACAGUAAUAGGAAUAAUGCCACUACAAGAAAUCAACAUGCCACAUGUUUGCUCAAAAUUUGCAUAUAUAACCCAAUUAAGUUUGUGUGUGAUUGUACAGUACAUUGAGUGCUAACGUUAAACAGGCUCACUAAAUCUAUAGAUCUUCAAAGUUUUCAGCUUCUCGUUAUGACAAAUCCAUUUAAUUAAAAAUGAGAAUUACUUAAAAUAACAUCCACACAUGCACAGCUCUGAUCACAGCCUGAUAUUUACAUAGUUUGAACAACCUUAUUUGCAAAGAUGCAUACAUAACACUUAAAUACAUUUUUGGGCACAAAUAAAAAUUAAAUUAUUAUUUACUCAUCCUCAUGUUGCACCAAAGCCAUAUGCUGGUAUUUAUUUAAUGGAACAAAAGUUGGAAUUUUAGAAGAAUAUUACGCAACUCUCAUAAAACGACAUUUCAAACUGAUCACAUCUGACCAAUGGCGUAAUGUCUCAUUACAACACAUUACAAGGUGCAUAAUAACAGUUCAAAUGAAUGCACAGAUAAAUAGAAAAUUAUAUUCAUUGCAUACUCUUAAAUAUAUAUACACUGUGUAUCAUAUCAAGCAUUCAGAAAAAAGCAUAUAAGAUUAACACUUUCAGAAAAUUCUUACCUGCUCGUCUGUUUUAAUCACCCUGAAAAAAACAACUGAUCAUUUUUAUUUUCAUUAUAACAUCUUUUAGGUCUCUACAUAUGAAUCAUGUAACCAUGUAAUCAGUUUUCUAAAUUCACAAGAAAGUUUUGUGUGGGUAACAUACCUACAGAUCGAAAUUACACAUGUUGUCAGCCACUGACUGUGUCUUGUGAGACAAAGUUUUAUUCCUGCAGGGGGCGCUUGAUGCUCUGAAAAUCGAAUCUUUCAUGUAUCUGCAUUUAAAUCUCAGAAUGUUUUAUAUCCCUUUGAAGACAUUUUACACUGGAUAGUUAUUUUUAAUAAAAAACAUAUCAUUCCAAGGAUUCAUGCCUG
This is a messenger RNA of Xyrauchen texanus (razorback sucker), 2535 nucleotides long. RefSeq names its product glycophorin C (Gerbich blood group) (gene gypc). The record is from RefSeq and is a predicted model, not a curated record. The transcript is spliced from 5 exons. Bases 262 to 570 code for a protein of 102 amino acids. Lineage: Eukaryota; Metazoa; Chordata; Actinopteri; Cypriniformes; Catostomidae.